Molecule: messenger RNA, 1047 nt
Organism: Pelecanus crispus (Dalmatian pelican)
Lineage: Eukaryota; Metazoa; Chordata; Aves; Pelecaniformes; Pelecanidae
Source: RefSeq, a predicted model, not a curated record
GUCACUUGUGAGGAGUCUGGAAAGAACCUCUCCAAUAUCCCCACUAAGUUUUUCCAAAACGUUACUAAAUUAAGCCUCAAAAAUAAUAAUAUCACUUUAAAACAUAGUGACAAAGAGAUUCUUCAAAGCUUUACUAACCUCACUGAACUUUAUCUGAAUGAAAACGUGAUUACUGUACUGUACAAUAAUAGCUUCUGCAAUCUGACAAAACUCGUAAUUCUGGAUAUCAGCAACAAUAAUAUUAGCACAGUUCAUAAAGCAGCAUUUGCAGGAUUAAAUCAACUGUCAGUGUUGAAUCUCUCCUAUAAUAUGAUUACUCAACUAGAUUCAGAUGCAUUUACUUGUCUAAAAAGUCUGACAGUUUUAAAUCUACAGUAUAACUUCCUGAACUCUUUUCAUAUAAAAUUGCCUUUUAAAUUGAUUAAAAUAAUUUUAGCUGGAAACCCAUGGACCUGCUCCUGUGACCUCCUUGAUUUACAGAUAUGGCUAACUGCCUCCAAUGUCACAAUGGAAAAUGAAAACAGCACUGUAUGUACAUUCCCAAACACCAAGAAAAAAUUCUCCAUCAAGACGGCAGCUAUCCAACCAGCUGACUGCAAAAUUGAAAAAACUUCUUUAGAAAACAGUAUAACAUCCACUUCUGCCAUUAAACUUAAAAGUAGUGCCUUACUAACAGCUCUGGCUCCAAACAACAUCACUGGAAACAAUGGAACACAUGCAGAGUUACCACUUCUUGGCAAAAGUUGGACCUUCCUAGCAGGUGUCCUAGGGUUUGUCCUAAGCACUACACUCCUGAUUUUUACUGCUCUAAAAUGCCCAACAUGGUAUCGCUAUUUGAUCAGCUACAGUCACCGUCGUCUGGAACAAAAUGACUCAGAGAUGUUUGAACAGGAGUUCUCAGCUGACAUGAGCUCUUUUCCUACAGUACUGGAUACAAACAAUGAAGAUCCUGUAGUAAUAUUUGAGAAAAUUCAUGCAUUUGUGCCUGGGGAGGAUGGAUUUAUUGAGGAUAAAUACAUAGAUUCUUAUGUAACUAAGGAGAGUUAA